Messenger RNA from Globicephala melas (long-finned pilot whale), 8402 nucleotides. It is a transcript of the gene CARF, whose product is annotated as calcium responsive transcription factor. Gene Ontology annotation, biological process: regulation of transcription by RNA polymerase II. Lineage: Eukaryota; Metazoa; Chordata; Mammalia; Artiodactyla; Delphinidae. Gene Ontology annotation, molecular function: RNA polymerase II cis-regulatory region sequence-specific DNA binding; DNA-binding transcription factor activity, RNA polymerase II-specific. The record is from RefSeq and is a predicted model, not a curated record. Gene Ontology annotation, cellular component: nucleus.
GGCGGGGCCUCGGAGCCAAGACGAGGUUGAGUAGACUCGUUUUGAAUUUUCUCCCCUCUGCUCCAGCACUUUGUGGACUUCCCUUCUCGCCCUGUAGGGUGCUCGGCGGCGGCGGGACUGGGGGAGUCGGAGGUUUGGCAGAGCUGUCCGCGCCGACGGACGGGAUGCUGCUUCCCAAUCCCCCUUUCUUCCUGCUGCCUCCUCCUCCCGUCACCUCCUGACCCGCCCGGUCCCUGAGCAACCGCCGGCCCCCGCCCCUUGCCGCUGACGGGCUUUGGUGGCGCCUUUCGCGCCCCGCCUCGGGCUGUAUUCGGGGCCCCUCCUGACGAGGCCUACCGUCCCCCGCCCGGACGGGGUCCGUGGGCCCCGAGCCGGCAGGCUGGAGAAAGUGGAGGUUAGGUGUCUUAAGGAGGGCUGCUGAGCACAAGGGCGCACCACCACGGAGGAGGACUCGGACCCCCUGGCCGGGAGCGCCCGCUGUGUGGUCCUAUGUGCCGCCCCGCAUUUUAGGGUUCCUUUUUUCUCUUUAUGAGCCCCUUUAUACCUUCCUUUUAGAAGGGGAAAGGCGUCCUCCCACACCUUCUCCCAACGCUUUUUGACUUUUUUUUUUUUCGUCUUGAAGUUACCCAAAGGCCUAUGUCUUAUUCUCAAAAGGUCCCGAGAAUAAUUCUAAUGGAAUUUAGUUGUUUUUCUGAGGGAGGUUGGUUGGAGAGAUACUACUCAGCUCUCCUAGUCGCUUUUUAAGGCGUUCGCCAGAAAUCUUUCAAGAGGGGGACUUCUUAAAGAGACGGCAGUUUAGAGUAAGGCAGAACUGGAUUGCAGAAUUUGGGGCAAAGCGGUCUGUGUGCAGGUGAAGAUAGCUAAAGCUUUCCUUUGUUACGUUGCUUCAAGAUAUACAACAGUUUCUUACGAAGACGCAUUAUCUGGAGAACUACAGCUUGGAAAAUGUUUCUCUUUAUUAAAAAAUGCUGCUGUGAAGACAUAGUUAUAGCUUUCACAUAACUGAAGCCCCAACCAUCAUGAUUUAGUGCCCCCCAAAGGAAGAACUUCAGUGGAAAAGAGAGGGCAUUUCUGGGGAUAGUAGAAUGCUUGAGACCUGAAUUUAAACUCAAGCUCCUUCAUGAAGGUAUUAAAUAAUAGAAGAAAAUGGAAUUGAAUAUGAUACCAGCAUGGAACAGUCUGUUGAUUCAUUAAGAGUCAACCAUAAUGAUUCCGAAGAGUCAAAAACCGAUUCUCAGCAUCUAAGCUGUAUGGACUCCAGUGAGCCUUCUUUUGGACAAGAUGGUUCCCCUAGAGUUUUACCCAUUACUACUGCAGUGGAUAAUUCACUCACAUCACAGAAUAUACCAGGGCCCCUGACUCAGACGCAGACUCUUUCUGCAGAGCAAUUCCACCUAGUGGACCAAAAUGGGCAACCUAUUCAAUAUGAGCUGCAGUCAUUGGGGGAUUCUAAUGAGCAAAUGAUGAUUGUUGCCAGCCCAUCAGAAAAUGGACAGGUGCUGCGUGUAAUUCCAUCUACCCAGACAGGAACGACACAAGUGAUUGUACCUCAGGGGCAGCUUGUGGAUGUGAAUAGUCCUCAGGAUGUCUCUGAAGAGAAACCCAGUGACGGAAACUUACCAACUGUAAGAGUGGAUUCUCUAGCAGACAAUAACAGUAGUUACAUUCUUCAUCCACAUGCAUCCCUCACAUUGCCCAAAAAGACAGUGACCAGAAUACUUGAAGAACCCUUUUUGGCUCCACUCCAGCCACUUUCUUCUAACACACCUAUAUGGGCCUGUCGUCUUAGGAGCUGUGAGAAAAUUGGAGAUUCAUACCGUGGCUACUGUGUAAGUGAGACUGAAUUAGAAAGUGUCCUAACAUUUCACAAGCAGCAAACACAGAGUGUUUGGGGGACCCGCCAAUCUCCAAGCCCAGCCAAGCCAGCUACACGCUUGAUGUGGAAAUCCCAGUAUGUCCCAUAUGAUGGAAUCCCAUUUGUCAAUGCAGGGAGUAGAGCUGUGGUAAUGGAGUGUCAGUAUGGGCCAAGAAGAAAAGGUUUCCAGUUAAAAAAAAUCAGUGAGCAGGAAAGCAGGUCUUGUCAGCUCUACAAAGCUACUUGUCCAGCCCGGAUUUACAUUAAAAAGGUACAGAAAUUUCCUGAAUAUAGAGUUCCUACAGACCCCAAAAUUGACAGGAAAAUAAUCCGAAUGGAGCAGGAAAAAGCCUUUAACAUGCUAAAGAAGAACUUGGUAGAUGCUGGUGGUGUUCUUAGGUGGUAUGUACAGUUACCUACUCAGCAAGCUCAUCAGUAUCACGAAUUAGAGACUCCCUGCCUCCCUUUAUCACCUUCCCCUUUUCCUAUGUCUUCUCUUGAAGAAGAGGAAGCUGCAGUUAGAGAUGAGAACUGUACAUUACCCUCACGUCUACAUCCUCAAGUAGCACAUAAAAUUCAAGAACUAGUAUCACAGGGAAUACAACAAGUGUAUGCAGUAAGGAAACAGCUAAGAAAAUUUGUGGAAAGGGAACUGUUCAAACCUGAUGAGAUACCUGAAAGACAUAAUUUAUCCUUUUUUCCAACUGUAAAUGAUAUAAAAAAUCACAUCCAUGAGGUACAGAAAUCCUUGAGAAAUGGAGAUAAUGUAUAUAACUCAGAGAUUAUUCCAGCAACGCUUCAAUGGACUACAGGUAGUGGGAAUAUUCUCAGAGAGACUGUGACAGUUACACUUGCAGAAGGAAAUUCACAAGGAGAAGCAAUUUCCAGUAAAGUGGAAACAAAUCAGACAAGGGGUUCUUUGUCUCCAGAGCCAGCGCACUUGCUCUCCUCACUUUCUUCAUUUCAGCCAAAAAUAUUCACACAACUACAGGGUUUGCAGUUGCAACCAAGAUUCACAUCUUCUGAUGGAUCACCAGCUCUGAUAUCAGUAAAUAAUCACCCCUCCUCCAGUCCUUCAAGACUUCUGGAUUCAGUAGGAAGUGCUGUAAUGAAUAAUAAUUCUCUGCUGCUUGGCCAAACUCAUUGCCUUCAAACAGAUACAUGCCUAACCCAAAACAAUAGUAUUUCCUCUACCAUGGGUAACCUUCCAGGACCCGAUCAAAAUCUGGUUGCAGUGGAUCAGCUGGUGGAAGUUGGAGAUGUUGAGGAUACAGAGAAUCUGGAAGGAAAUGUUCAUCGGAUUCUGCUGGGAAAUGUUCAGACCAUUCCAAUACAGAUUAUAGACAGCCACCCAGCUCUUAUUGAAGAAAGUCCAGAAGGUACCAUUUCUGUGAACCAAGUUAAGCAAGAACCCAAAGAACCAGCAUUAUCUAUGGAAGCAAAAAAAAAAUUGGACUGUAAGAAAUUGUCUGCUACAUAAAUUAUUGAAGCUUUUCAGAAUUUACAACUCUGGUGACUUAUGAUGUCAUAAAAAAGAAGGUGAAUAUUAUCAAAGCGCAGCAUUGUGAUAAGUGGACUGAAGACUGGUUUAAUGAGCAGCUUUAAUUUAAAACUGACAUAUUUGUUGCUAACUCCCUAUUUUUACCUUAAGAGAUAUUUUAUUCCUCUUAUUUUGUAUAAUUCUUAUGGUUUUUGAUUAUCUGAUAAGGCCAGUAUUUCAAAAGGUCAUCUGAACGUAUCCACAUAUCUAAUUCAUCCUCUGGAAAUUAGAUAUUAAUUUUGGUUCUUAAAAAAGAACAACAAAAAAAGUAUGUGAGUUUGUGUGUGUGUGUGUGGUGAAUUUUUUUGAGUUCUGAAAGAGUUAUUCCCUCUUUAAAGUUGUGAAGAAAAUUUUUAAAUUGGCAGACGAGAGAAUAUCUGAGGUCUGUCUCAUUUGGAAAGAAAAACAACAGAUUUUACAUCAUAACAUGAAGCCCAACAUUCACAUCUGUGAAAACUAUGUGGUUGCAUUUUAGCUUCUUCCAUUCUAAUUUUUAUACUUAAAACUACAAACCAGUAGUAUACCAAUGGUCAUCUAGUAGAAAUUUACAGUGUCUUGGUAAGUACUGAGAGUUUUAACUUGAAUCAGAUAAGCAAGAGAAAUAAAUGUUUUUUGCAUGGAUUUAUACAGUAUUGUAGUUAAAAUACUACUUAUGGGUUGAAAAAUGUAGAAAUUGAGAGAAUUCAGAAAGAAUAAUAGAAUUCCCUGGUGUUAACAGAUAAUUAGGGGAACUUUUUGAUAUCAGCAGAAGAUUUUUCUCUUUUUUUUUCCCCCUAUUUUGUAUUGAAGAUUCAGCUCUGGUUAGAAAAGAAUUUGAGUUGUAUUUAUUUUUCUGUGCCAGAGUUCUUAAUGAAUUGAUGGUAUUAAAAUUUAUAGUAUUUAAAGGUAAAGAUUUGUAGUUGAAACUUUAGUUCAUAUUUAAAACUUUAAAACAACUGGUGUGUUAUAUUUGCUUGUUAAAUAAGCAUAUUUACUUCAAAUACUGAACAAGUACUAAUCAGUAUAUUCAUUAUAAGCUUCUCUUUUCCAGAAGGUUGGUAACCUAGAAAUGUCAAUUAUAACUGUCAAGAAAUCACCUAAAGGCUUUUUUUCCCUGUAGAGACCAUGUGUGGGUUUAUUUAAAUUUUUAUUUAAAAAUAAGAAUUUCAAAUGGAUUUUAAUGUUUAAUAUUCAAAGCAUACAGAAUAUAAUAUGAAAUUCAGCCUUAAUACUUUACAUGAAUAUGAGUCUUUUUGUAAGUAUAUUUACUUCAAAUACUGAAUAAGUACUAAUCAGUAUAUUCAUUAUAAGCUACUUGUUUCUAUAAGGCUGGCGAACUGGAAAUGUCAAUUAUAGCUGUCAAGAAAUCAACCUAAAGCCUUUUUUUCCCCCAGAGAUCAUUUGUGGGUAUAUUUAAAUUUUUAUUUAAAAGUAAUAAGCAUUUCCAAUGGAUAUUAAUGUUUAAUAUUCAAAGCAUGCAGAAUAUGAAAUUUAACCUUAAUACUUCAUAUAAAUAUGAGUCUUUUUGGCUUUUCUAAGUUCAAUCUCCCAUUCUUAAUUCACUUUAAUUGUUUCAGGUACACAACAUGUAUCUAAGUAUAAAGCACUGUUAUGUUAGAAGCAGAUGGAAUUAUAAAAUUCCUUGCUCUUUAUAUUUAUACCCUAUUUAACAUAAAAGUUAUUUAUACCUAUAUUUAAUGCAAAGUUAAUAUUCAGUUACAUAUAUAAUUUUUUAAUAAGAAUUGCUUUUAUUUUUCCUAAGAAUUGAAAAUACUUGAUGUCAGCAUUUAUAGAGGCAGGCUGCCAAAUCUAUGUUAUGCUAAGUUAAACACAACUUUUGGGCUUCCCUGGUGGCGCAGUGGUUAAGAGUCCACCUGCCGAUGCAGGGGACACGGGUUCGUGCCCUGGUCCGGGAAGAUCCCACAUGCCGCGGGGGCGGCUGGGCCCGUGAGCCAUGGCCGCUGAGCCUGCGUGUCUGGAGCCUGUGCUCCGCAACGGGAGAGGCCACAACAGUGAGAGAGGCCCGCGUACAGCAAAAAAAACCCCACAACUCUUACUUACCUCAAGCCCAGUUUUCUCUUAGUCUGUGUGUACUUAAAGGGUAUAAGUCCCAAUUAAUUUAUAGUUUAGUGUUGCAUUGUGGGUAAUAUUCAUUUCAUUUGUUAUUUCUAGUUUUUAUGGAAACAUUUUUCAAGAUUUUAAAUAAUAGAUCUUUACCUUUCAUUAAUGACGAUAGUUUAUUAUAGUUUAUUGAACUAUAUUCCUUUGGAGACAUUCCUUUUUGAUGUUGCUAAGGAGAAAUGCUUGUUAAGAUACAAACUCUAGUCAGUUACCUAGGAGGAUGAGAGCUGUCAGAGGAUCCAGACUUUAGCACUUGGUCAAGAACAAAACAUAGUUUAAAAACAUUUCUCACUUAAUUCUAUGUGAAUGCCUCUUCUGAUACUUUUUUUACGAGGACAGAAAGUUGCAGUGAAUCUUCCCCACAAACAAAAAGAAAAAAAAAAGAGCGUGAAGGUUUAAAUCCCUAAUUGUAUACUCUUUUGGUUUUUAGGUAGGAACUGGAACUAUCAAUAUUUUCAUGUAAGUAUUUUAAUGAGUAGCUCUUUAAAAAUGGUUUCUAAAUUAAUUUUUAAAAAUUAAUUUGUCUUCCAAAUGCAUGUUCAGUCACAGUAUAUUGGUAUUGUAUUUUAAAGGUGCUUAGCGUUGCUUUUUUAAAAGUAUGUUUACGUUUUUUAAAUAUUCAGUUAAUUUUAAAAUGCACAGGGUAUUAAAUACAGCGCCUAAAGUUUUCAGUAUCUGUAUUUGGCAUUCUCCUAACAGCUCUGCAGCAAAGUUUGACAUAUGGUCUUUUGUGUCAUGUAUUACAAGGUGUAAUAUCUGUAGUAGAAAGUUGGAUGUUCAGAACAAGCAGUUAGAAUUCAUAAUUACAGCUGAGCUUGUUUCUUUAUUGUAGUUAUCAUUAUAACUAAGCCUCCAAGUGAACAUUAUAUAUACUACAGUGAAUUAUAGAUAAACACAGGCAUGGUGGGUCCUUCCCUCAAUAUUGAUUUUCUGUGUAAGCAGUUAACAUACUUAAAAGAAAAAGCCUUUAUGUCUUAUACAAGGUAAAUGUUUUCUAAAAGUCACAAAACUGAUAGAAAAUAGUCUUGGUGAUAUGGUCCUGCAUUAGAGUUUCUAAUCUUGAGGCCUACCAGCUUGUGUUUCAUCUUUAUAUCCUGUCAAAAUACAUACUUAAUCAUGUGAAUAUGAGAAAGAUGCAGUUUAAUUUUGUACCAGGUUUUUUAAAAAAUUAAAAAAUGUGUGUAUAUGUGUGUGUGUGUAUAUAUAUAUAUAUAGUAACUUAAUGUUUACUGUCCUUGUUAUAAUGUAAUUUUUUUCAUUAAAAAAUACUGUUACUUUUUUCUUAAGCUUGUUAGUUUCCUUUUUAUACUUUUCCUGAGCAUAGUGGUAAUUUUGUUCAUCUUGAAGAUGCUGAAUAAACACAUUAGUACCUGAGAAUUUUGGCUAGAGAUUUAUGUUCAAUUUGGAACCUGAAUGUUUUUAAGCAUAACUACCAGUAACUCCUGUUAUCAUUAUGUUUGGGGAUAUAUAUGCAUUCAGUGCUCUCAACUCAGCCAACUAUCAACAUUUUAAAACAAUGUGUUUAAUAGGGUGUAAGUAAUUCUUUUUCCCCCCCAUAUUUUGGCAUUAUAACAUCUUCAAGUACAGUUUUAUAUUUUUGGAGUAGUGACAGGAGUAUGUGAUUUAAAAAGUCACAUACUUUUGAAAGUCACAAAAUCGUUAAUUUUUUCCCUCUUUGCUUUUUUUUCCCUUUAUUCCACUCUACCUAUUUUUCAGGACCAUAGAAUAUCUUACUCUCUCUCCAGAGGGGGACUGCAUCGUCUCUUCCCCAUCAACUGAUUAGGCUUUAGACAUCUUAAAUAGUGUAUUAUUUUUAUCUAAAUAUCUGUAAUUCUACUCAUUUAACAUAAUGGUAAUGGCAAAGCCUAGUAUACUUUUGCCACAUACAUGUUAGCUAUGAAUUCUGUUGCUGAAUAAUAUAACAUCCAUUGCCGACUGAAUUCUAAAAACUUAAGGAAUUAACUCAGAAUUUUUAAAAAAUCACAUUUGUUAAUGAACCCUAAAUUGAUUCAUGAGAAAAAUAAACUGUAUGAUUAAUAUGGAAAACCUUUGAGAAUGUGAUAUGGGUGUAAGAGUGCAGGGGAGAUGUUGCUUAAUGGUACAAACCUGCAACUAGUAGAUACAUAAUUCCUGGAGAUCUGAUGUACUGCAUGGUGAUUAUAGUCAACAAUACUGUAUUAUAAACAUCAAAGUUGCUCAGAGACUAGAUCUUAAUUGUUCUCACUACAAAAAAGAAAUAAUAAUUAUGUGACAUGAUAGAGGUGUUAGCUAAAGCUACAGUGGUAAUCAUAUCGCAAUAUAUAAAUUAUCGAGUUAACACAUUGUACACCUUAAAUGUUAUAUGUCAAUUAUAUCUCAAUUAUCAAAAGAAUUCUAAAACCAGAGGAGAGAAUGGGAGUUAGAUACCAGCAGAGUUUUAAUUUUUAAAUAUCUCUAUUUAAGUAUAUAAUUGACAUAAAAUAAACUGCACAUAUUUAUAGUAUACAAUUUGGUAAGUUUUGAUGUAUGUAUAUGUCUAUGGAACCAUCACCACAGUCAAAUAAGGAACAUAUCUAUCACCCCCAGAAGAUUCCUGGUGCCCCUUUGUAAUCCAUUCCCACUUCUUCCUGCCUCCACCCUUACCCCACCAUCCCUAAACAACUACUGAAUUGCUUUCUGUCACUAGAGGUCAAUUUAUUAUGUCUACAAUUUUAUAAAAAUGAAAUUGUAUAGUAUGAGCCUUUUUAAAAUCUGACUUCUGUCACUCAGCAUAGUUAUUCUGAGAUUCAUCUAUGUCACAAGAUGUAUGAAUAGUUCAUUCCUUUUUACUGUUGAGUAGUAUUCCAUUGUAUGAAUAUACCAUAAUUUGUUUAUCCAUUCAGCUGUUGAUGGGCAUUGGGUUGUUUACGUUUCUUGGCUAUUACAAAU